Orcinus orca (killer whale) is the source of this 1824-nucleotide messenger RNA. RefSeq names its product Ras related GTP binding A (gene RRAGA). NCBI's taxonomy places the organism in Eukaryota, Metazoa, Chordata, Mammalia, Artiodactyla, Delphinidae. Gene Ontology annotation, cellular component: lysosome; Gtr1-Gtr2 GTPase complex; nucleus. Gene Ontology annotation, biological process: cellular response to starvation; cellular response to amino acid stimulus; positive regulation of TOR signaling. Bases 453 to 1394 code for a protein of 313 amino acids. The transcript has a single exon. Gene Ontology annotation, molecular function: GTPase activity; GTP binding. The record is from RefSeq and is a predicted model, not a curated record.
GUACAAUUUGCAACCGUAGGCCCCGUUUAAAUAGCAGAACAGAACACCAGAUUCCCGGGUUCACCUUCCAUUUUCUCUUUCGGGUGGGCCCUGCUGCGUUUCGUUAAAAGAGCGGCUUAUCAAAGCUCGUUGUGCAGCGAAGGCCGAGACCGCGGGUUCUCGCGAGAUCGCCGCCGGAAGUGGGUGGCAGCGGAGACGCAGAGACUCUCCUCUUCGGAAGGCGAGCGUUUCUCCGUAGCGGUUGCAGCGGUUUACCCCACGGCGCUCUGCCCCGAGAAAGAGCUCACCGGUCGCCGCCUUCCCAGCGCCGAGCUCGCACCUUCGGCUUCUCCGGCUGCACAGCUGCACGGCCCGGCCGUCGGAGCCCCCGCAAGCCUCGGCCCCUCCCUCCCUCCGACUCGCUGCAGUUAGGCCGCGCCCUGAGGCCCAGUCCGCGGCAGCUCCGGCGGGUGAUGCCAAAUACAGCCAUGAAGAAAAAGGUGCUGUUGAUGGGGAAGAGCGGGUCGGGGAAGACCAGCAUGAGGUCCAUUAUCUUUGCCAAUUACAUCGCUCGUGACACCCGGCGCCUGGGUGCCACCAUUGAUGUGGAGCACUCCCACGUCCGAUUUCUGGGCAACCUGGUGCUGAAUCUGUGGGACUGUGGCGGUCAGGACACCUUCAUGGAAAAUUACUUCACCAGCCAGCGAGACAACAUCUUCCGUAAUGUCGAGGUUCUGAUUUACGUGUUCGACGUGGAGAGCCGCGAACUGGAAAAGGACAUGCAUUAUUACCAGUCGUGUCUGGAAGCCAUCCUCCAGAACUCUCCUGAUGCCAAAAUCUUCUGCCUGGUGCACAAAAUGGAUCUGGUUCAGGAGGAUCAGCGUGACCUGAUUUUUAAAGAGCGAGAGGAAGACCUGAGGCGUUUGUCUCGCCCGCUGGAGUGUGCCUGUUUUCGAACAUCCAUCUGGGAUGAAACGCUCUACAAAGCCUGGUCCAGUAUUGUCUAUCAGCUGAUUCCCAAUGUUCAGCAGCUGGAGAUGAACCUCAGGAAUUUUGCCCAGAUUAUUGAGGCCGAUGAAGUUCUGCUGUUUGAGAGGGCGACGUUCUUGGUCAUUUCCCACUACCAGUGCAAAGAGCAGCGUGACGUCCACCGAUUCGAGAAGAUCAGCAACAUUAUUAAGCAGUUCAAGCUGAGCUGCAGUAAAUUGGCCGCUUCUUUCCAGAGCAUGGAGGUUAGGAAUUCUAACUUCGCUGCGUUCAUCGACAUCUUCACAUCAAACACGUACGUGAUGGUGGUUAUGUCAGAUCCGUCGAUCCCUUCUGCAGCUACUCUGAUCAACAUUCGCAAUGCCAGGAAACACUUUGAGAAGCUGGAGAGAGUGGAUGGUCCCAAGCACAGCCUUCUUAUGCGUUGAAUAUUGCCAAAAUGCGCUCUCUGAAAAUGCUGAAUUGCCUUCCCCCGUUUUCUUUUAAUAUUCAUAAUGUCGUGUGCUUAAAAGUGGGCUUUGAAAUGUGUGCUGCUUACUUCUUCCAUCCCUUUCUUCCCUUCUCCCCAGUCUUCAAGCCUUGGACGCUAUUUACUCAGCUAUCCAGUAGAGCUUCAAGAUGGCCUUUCUGAAAAGUUGGUAUGGUGUUAACACUAAAGUAGGUGGUGGUGUAUGUGUGUGUGUGUUCUGAUUACCUGGUUAUAAUAGAUAUACACAUCAAAGCCUUUACAAUAUCUUCCUGUAUUCCUUACAAGGUUGCAAAGGUGGAAUGUUAUUUUAUCAGCAAGGUAUUAAAAUGCAUUUAUAAAUUCUUUUUGGCUUCAACCAUGAAUAAACAUUUGCUGUUAGCAAUUUAAAA